Molecule: messenger RNA, 1143 nt
Organism: Rubroshorea leprosula
Lineage: Eukaryota; Viridiplantae; Streptophyta; Magnoliopsida; Malvales; Dipterocarpaceae
Source: the annotation of a GenBank genome assembly
AGGCCAAAAUUGAAUCCCUAAACCAUGAAAGUGUUUCGGUAACUCAAAAGUUUCAAACUCAAUCAGAAGAACUUGACAAUUGGAAAAGGAAGUACAAGAAGCAACAUGAAAUCGAACAACAAAUGGAGUCCACCUUGGAGACUCUACAAGCCAAAAUUGAAUCCCUAAAAAAUGAAAGCAUUUUGGCGACACAAAAGUUUCAAACUCAAUCAAAGGAACUUGACAAUUGGAAAAAGAAGUACGAGAAGCAACAUGAAAAUGAACAGCAAAUGAAGUCCACCUUGGAGACUCUACAGGCUAGAAAUGAAUCCCUAAAAAAUGAAAGCGUUUUGGCAACACAAAAAUUUCAAACUCAAUCAGAGGAACUUGACAAUUGGAAAAAGAAGUACAAGAAGCAACAUGAAAAUGAGCAGCAAAUGAAGUCCACCUUGGAGACUUUACAGGCCAAAAUUGAAUCCCUAAACCAUGAAAGUGUUUCGACAACUCAAAAGUUUCAAACUCAAUCAGAGGAACUUGACAAUUGGAAAAGGAAGCACGAGAAGCAACAUGAAAUUGAACAGCAAAUGAAGUCCACCUUGGAGACUCUCCAGGCUAAAAAUGAAUCCCUAAAAAAUGAAAGCGUUUCAACGACACAAAAGUUUCAAACUCAAUUAGAGGAGCUUGACAAUUGGAAGAAGAAGUACAAGAAGCAACAUUCCAAACUGAAGAAAGUUGACGCUGAGAAAGAAUCCCUAAGAAAAGAAAAUUUUUUAGUGAAUCAAAAGUUUGAAACUCAAUCAAAGGAACUUGACAAAUGGAAGGAGGAGUACGAGAAUCAACUUGUCAAAAAACGACAACUGAAGUCCAAGCAAAAGACACUGGAGUCCGAAAUUGGAAGAUUAAAGGAUCAGAUUAUUGAAACUCAAUCAAAGGUACUGGUGCAGCUUGGAAAUGAACUCUCCGCACCCAAACAAGUACAGGCAUCAACGAAUUCUUUCAGCCACGGUCCGGUUGGAAGCAGCCUCAACUUAAUCAGAGGUUUAGGGGAACACCCCAAUUUGGAAACUACAGGUUUUAUGCCCAUCUGUCCAACAACAGCAUUUCCCACGUGGGCCUCAUCUGUGUCUGUCAUCAGAGUUGGAAGCAGUCCAGCGAUGAAUAUGG